Messenger RNA from Solanum tuberosum (potato), 724 nucleotides. Its product is annotated as 60S ribosomal protein L27a-3-like. The transcript has a single exon. Gene Ontology annotation, biological process: translation. Gene Ontology annotation, cellular component: ribosome; cytosolic large ribosomal subunit. Lineage: Eukaryota; Viridiplantae; Streptophyta; Magnoliopsida; Solanales; Solanaceae. The record is from RefSeq and is a predicted model, not a curated record. Gene Ontology annotation, molecular function: structural constituent of ribosome. The coding region runs from base 80 to 526 and encodes 148 amino acids.
UUUCUCCUCACUCCUCUAGGGUUUUUCACCUAGUUCCCCAUUCCCCUCUCCCCUUUCCUCUUUUGCAGCCGACGGAGAAAUGACGACCCGUUUCAAGAAGAACAGGAAGAAGAGAGGUCACGUCAGUGCCGGACACGGACGUGUCGGUAAGCACAGGAAGCAUCCAGGUGGUCGUGGUAAUGCCGGAGGUAUGCACCAUCACCGUAUCCUUUUCGACAAGUACCAUCCUGGUUACUUCGGAAAGGUAGGUAUGCGUUACUUCCACAAACUCCGCAAUAAGUUCUAUUGCCCUACUGUCAACAUCGACACGCUCUGGUCACUUGUCCCUCAAGAGGUGAAGGACAAGGCUGCUGCUAGUAAGGGCAGUGCUCCUGUGAUCGAUGUUACCCAGUAUGGUUACUUCAAGGUAUUGGGUAAGGGUGUUUUGCCGGAAAACCAGGCUGUGGUGGUGAAGGCUAAGCUUAUUUCAAAGAAUGCUGAGAAGAAGAUUAAGGAGGGUGGUGGUGCCGUUGUGCUCACUGCUUAGGUUUGCUUUUCUUCGUAGUUUUUGGUCGCCGAUCUCAACUGGUUUGGGAUUAAGGCUUAGUUAUCUUCAAUUUUGUUUUUGAUUAUUAAGGGAUGUUUAAACUUGAGUAUCACUGUGUUUUUUACUUUGAAAUACAUUUGGAUUCUGAUAUUGUCUAUGCGUUUUGCUUGUUCAAUUGGAUGCGAUCUUCCCUUUUGA